Molecule: messenger RNA, 4654 nt
Organism: Colius striatus (speckled mousebird)
Lineage: Eukaryota; Metazoa; Chordata; Aves; Coliiformes; Coliidae
Gene: SMC4
Product: structural maintenance of chromosomes 4
Exons: 24
Coding region: 485-4417 (1310 amino acids)
Biological process (GO): mitotic chromosome condensation
Cellular component (GO): chromosome
Molecular function (GO): protein binding; ATP hydrolysis activity; ATP binding
Source: RefSeq, a predicted model, not a curated record
AGACAGCCAUUGUGGAACAGUUCUGAACAGGGACGUAGUCUGAAAUUGCCUUAAAAUGAGUUCUUUCUCUUAUUUUCCCCCCUCCAUUGUCCCAAAUGAAGGACUCUCAUGAGAGUGUGGGUUGGGGGUAGGUCUGAAAACGUCAAAUGAUUGGCACCAAUUGUGAGAUGACUUUCUAACCACGUCAGUUUUUUAUCUUGUGAGAAGUAAACUUUCUCAUGUCUGUUUUUCUGCGAACUUAACUUCGCCACUUGCUGCGAUUUAAGCUCUUUGGAGAGAGUUUUGCUCCUGCAGUCAUCUUUCUUCCCAUUGCUUGCUUUUUAUUCGUACUUUUGGGGAGCUGUGCUUGAGUGCCAGCUGAUGAACUUUUAUGUUUCGUUCGUGAUCAGUUAACUUGAACAUCACAACUAGAUGAAGCAAAGGAGAUAGAUCCCCUUCAGUAACUUGAUUGCUUGGAGUAGAAGGGAAACAGCCAGCAGAGAUCAUGCCAAGCAAGAGCACCAAAACCUCGACAGCAGCCCAUCGGAAAAACAGAGAGCCCUUAGAGGAGUCUACCAGUGAUAUGGAAGUGGAAAAGGAAGGUGACAGGCAGCUGGAAGAAGUACCUCCACAAGCAGUCUCAAGUGAGGUGCUUGAUAAUCAAAGUUUAGAAGAGAUUUUGGGUAGCAUCUCUCCUCCCCCACCUCCCGCAAUGACCAAUGAAGCUGGCGCUCCUCGUCUCAUGAUAACUCAUAUUGUAAACCAGAACUUCAAAUCCUAUGCAGGGGAGCAAACUUUGGGACCUUUUCACAAGCGUUUUUCAUGUAUUAUUGGGCCAAAUGGCAGUGGAAAAUCCAAUGUCAUUGAUUCAAUGCUUUUCGUGUUUGGAUAUCGAGCACAAAAAAUCAGAUCCAAAAAACUCUCUGUGCUGAUCCAUAAUUCUGAUCAACAUGCAGACAUCCAGAGUUGUACUGUGGAAGUCCACUUCCAAAAGAUCAUAGACAAGGAAGGAGAUGAUUACGAAGUCAUUCCUAACAGCAAUUUCUGUGUAUCUAGAACUGCCUAUAGAGAUAAUUCUUCUGUCUACCACAUCAAUGGAAAGAAAAAGACAUUCAAAGAUGUUGGUAUUCUUCUUCGAAGCCAUGGAAUUGAUCUGGACCACAACAGGUUCUUAAUUUUACAGGGAGAAGUUGAACAGAUCGCAAUGAUGAAACCAAAAGGCCAGACUGAACAUGAUGAAGGCAUGCUGGAAUAUUUAGAAGACUUGAUAGGAUCUGCCCGCCUCAAAGAACCUAUCCAAACCCUGUGCCACAGAGUGGAGCUCUUAAAUGAGCAGAGAGGAGAAAAGUUAAAUAGAGUUAAAAUGGUGGAAAAAGAAAAGGAUGCCUUGGAAGGGGAGAAGAAUGAAGCCAUUGAAUUUCUCUGCUUGGAAAACAAGGUGUUUAAAGAAAAGAAUCACAUCUGCCAAUACUAUAUCCAUGACCUGAAGAAACGAAUCAGUGACCUGGAAACACAGAAAGAGAAAAUCAACGAAGAGAAAAAAGAGAUAAAUGAGAAAAGCAGUAAACUUGCAGAUGAGAUGAAAACCAAGAAUAAGGCUGUCAAAGACCUUGAAAAGAAAAUUAGUAAAAUUGCAAAGUUUGUAGAGGAAAAUAAAGAAAAAUUUACUCAAUUGGAUUUGCAGGAUGUUAAAGUAAGGGAAAAUCUGAAACAUACCAAGAGCAAGGCUAAAAAACUGGAGAAGCAACUUCAAAAGGACAAAGAAAAGGUGGAAGAACUGAAAAGUGUACCCUCCAGCUGUGAAAAAGCUAUCAGGGAAGCCACAUCUAAGAAAGAGCUUCUUGAACAGGCAAAAGAGAAAGAAGAAGAAAAGCUCAAGCAGGUGAUGGACAACCUUAAGGAUGAGACACGAGGACUUCAGGAAGAAAAAGAGGGCAAGGAGAAAGAACUGAUUGAGUUUAGUAAAGCUGUGAAUGAGGCACGUUCAAAGAUGGAUUUAGCUCAGUCAGAGCUUGAUAUCUAUCUCAGCCGUCACAAUACUGCUGUGUCUCAGCUGAACGAGGCAAACGAGGCUCUGGUGACUGCUUCGGAAACUCUUAAGAAAAGGAAAGCUGUUAUCAAAGAGCUAGAGAAAACAUUACCCCAAGCUGAACAGGAACUGAAGGAGAAGGAGAAUCUGCUGGAGAAGCUGGGAAGGGAAGAAUCGGGUGCCAGGGAUCUGAUUCGAGAUCUGCGUCAAAAAGUGGAAGAAGCCAAAAGUUCUUUAGCACAGAGUCACAGUCGAGGAAAAGUGCUUGAGGCUCUGCUUCAGCAGAAGAAGUGUGGGAAUAUCCCUGGGCUCUAUGGCAGGCUGGGGGACUUGGGAGCCAUCAAUGAGAAGUAUGAUGUGGCAGUCUCGUCCUGCUGCGGUGCCCUGGACUACAUCGUCGUUGACACCAUCGACACAGCCCAGCACUGUGUGAACUUCUUAAAGGCAGAAGGAAUUGGGGUGGCCACCUUCUUAGCCCUGGACAAAAUGGCUGUAUGGGAAAAAAAAAUGCAGAAGAUCUCCACCCCUGAGAACGUCCCUCGGCUGUUUGAUAUGGUGACAGUGAAAGACGAGAAGAUGCGCCAGGCCUUCUACUUCGCCCUACAGGACACCCUGGUAGCCAGCAACUUGGAAGAAGCCACCAGAAUAGCAUUCCAGAAAGAGAAAAGGUGGAGAGUGGUAACGCUGCAAGGACAGAUUAUUGAGCAGUCAGGAACGAUGACUGGUGGUGGAGUUAAAGUCAAGAAGGGCAGAAUGGGUUCCUCAGUCGUAAUGGAUGUUUCAGAAAAAGAGAUCAAUGAAAUGGAAUCUCAGCUGCAGAGGAAUUCGAAAAGAGCAGUGCAGUGCAAAGAAGAGAAAUUGCAACUCGAAGAAGCUGUAGAAAAACUGCAACAAGAUGUGAGGGAAAUGAGAAGUACUUUAAAGAAGUACACAGCCAGUAUCCAGCAUUUGUGUGAUCAAGAAAUCCAUCUGAAAACCCAAGUGAAGACAUUUGAAGCAAACGUAAUUGCUGCUGCUCCAGACAAAGUCAAACAGAAGGAACUGGAAAGAGCCCUUUCUGGUUAUAAAGAAGAUUACUCCGGCCUUGCUGAGGCAGCUGGGAAAAUGGAAAGUGAAGUCAAACGAUUGCAUAACCUCAUCCUCGAGAUCAAUAGCAACAAACUUAAAGCACAACAAGACAAACUUGAUAAGAUCAACAAGGAGAUAGAUGAGUGCACUUCAAGCAUUACCAAAGCCAAGGUGGCUGCCAAGACUGCGGACAGGAACCUGAAAAAGUCUGAAGACUCUGUUCUUCGCACGGAGAAGGAAAUUGAAGUUAAUGAGAAAGCAAUUAAAGACUUAACAGAAGAGCUGACUACGCUGGAAGACAAAGCUACUGAGGUUAUGAACGAAUGCAGGCAAGCUGAAGAGGCGCUGCCAGUGGCUCAGGAGCAGCAUCGCAGCUUACUCCGGGAGAUUGAAGCUCUCCAAGAUGAUGAACACACACUUCAAAAGGAGGCUCUUAACGUUAAGCUGAAGAUUGAACAAAUUGACAGUCACAUUUCUGCACACCAGUCAAAGGUUAAAUACUGGCACAAAGAGAUGUCCAAGUUAUCACUGCACCCCAUAGAAGAUAAGCCCCCUGAAGAACUGCCUGUGCUAAGUCAGGAGGAGCUGGAGGCCAUCAAGGAUCCAGAUGUGAUCACUAAUCAGAUCGCCCUCCUGGAAGCCCAGUGUCAGGAAAUGAAACCCAACCUCGGGUCUAUUGCAGAGUAUAAGAAGAAGGAAGAGCUCUACUUGAAACGUGUGGCUGAGCUGGACGACAUCACCAACGAGCGAGACAAAUUCCGCCAGGCUUUUGAAGACCUUCGGAAGCAAAGGCUGAACGAAUUCAUGGCAGGAUUUAAUGUGAUAACAAACAAACUGAAGGAGAACUACCAGAUGCUGACGUUGGGAGGGGAUGCUGAGUUAGAGCUUGUGGACAGUCUGGAUCCCUUCUCGGAGGGAAUCAUGUUUAGUGUCCGGCCUCCAAAGAAAAGCUGGAAGAAGAUCUUUAACUUGUCAGGAGGAGAGAAGACUCUCAGCUCGCUGGCUCUGGUCUUUGCCCUCCACCACUACAAGCCAACGCCACUUUACUUCAUGGACGAGAUCGAUGCUGCGCUCGACUUCAAGAACGUCUCCAUUGUGGCCUUUUACAUAUACGAGCAAACCAAGAAUGCGCAGUUCAUCGUCAUCUCCCUGCGCAACAACAUGUUUGAGAUGGCAGACAGGCUAAUUGGCAUCUACAAGACUCACAACACCACCAAGAGCGUGGUCACCAACCCCAAAGUGAUCGCGGCCAAGGCGCUGGCGGCCCUGGGCAUGCCAGCCGGCACUGCAGCUCAGCAGGAGGAGCCCCUGCCUGCCGUUCCUGCUGCCCUUCCCCUCUAACUCAUAGACUUUGGGAUUUAUUUUUCUCUUAGGGUUUUUAUUUGAUGCAGCCUCCAGAAUUCCAUUGUUGUACAGUCUAGAUGGAUCUGAAUCGUAUCAGGAGGGAGUAAAGCAGCUCUGGGUGCAACUGCGUUUCUCUGUGCAGGGGCUGCAGGGCAGCGCUCGUGCUCUGCUGUUGGUUUUAAGUGUCGUUCUGACUGAUGGACAAUAAAGUGAGAAAGUUGCUUUACACUGUUA